Molecule: messenger RNA, 1821 nt
Organism: Eimeria tenella
Lineage: Eukaryota; Apicomplexa; Conoidasida; Eucoccidiorida; Eimeriidae
Exons: 1
Coding region: 1-1821 (606 amino acids)
Source: RefSeq, a predicted model, not a curated record
AUGGCCUACGUAGAACCAGCAGCAGCAGGUGCAGCGGAAGCAGCAGCAGCAGCUGCUGCUGCGGUCACAAAUGGUGCAACAGCUGACGAACUAGACUGUACAGGAGGAACAGCAGCCGCAGCAGCAGCAGCAGCAGCAGCUGCAGCAGCCGCAGCAGCAGCAGCAGCCGCAAAAGCAAUUGAGCGAAAAGUUGCUUUGGAGGCUUCCCGCGAUGAGGUUUUGGCCCGCAGCAAGAGCAGCAGCAGCAGCAGCAGCAGCAGCAAGGUGCGGCCGCUGCUGCCAGUGCCCAGUGUAGUUUGUCUGGCGCUGCCCUCUCCAGCAGCACUUGCUGAGCUUUUGCUGCUGCUCUCUCGGCUGCUGAAGGGGCUUCCGUCUGCUGCUGCUGCAGUUCCAGAAGGGCUGUUGCCUGCUGCUGCGUGGCGGCUGGUGGUUGCUGCUGCUGCUGCUGCAGUCAGCGACAUGCACGCGCAGCUGCGCCGGCAGCAAGCCUGUGCUGCUGCUGCUGCUGCUGCUGCUGGUGCCGCCGUCGAGUGUCUCCUGGCAGAGGGGCUGUUGCAUCCGGAGCAGCUCGAAGCAGCAGCAGCUGCUGCUGCUGCUUCGAGCUGCUGCAGCACGGCCAGGGAGGGGCAUCAAGGGCCCCGCGCUGCCACAGCAGCAGGGGCCCCAAGGCUCUUCAGUACUCUGCGUUUUGUCUUCGACCAGCGGCAGCAGCAGCAGCAGCAGCAGCAGCAGCAGCAGCAGUCAGGCGGCCCGCGCAGCGAGAGCAGCAAGCAGCUGCUGCUGCUGCUGCGGCUGCUGUGCCGAGCAGCAGUGCUGCAGCAGAGCGUGGAGACCCUGAAGACAGCAGACGCUGUUGGCUGCGUCCUUGCUGUGGCUAUUGGCAGAGACACUCACAGCAGCUGCUGCUGCAGCAGCAGCAGCAGCAGGAGAAGCAGCAGCAGCAGAAGCAGCAGCAGCAGCAGCAGCAGCAGCAUCAGCAAAUAUCGCGGCAGCUGGCGGUUUCGAGCCGAGGCUCUAAAGACCUUAGGGGGGCUGUUGUCUCACGCAGAGCUCAUGGAGGUAUUCCUUGCAGCUGGUGGCCAGGCUCAGCAGCAGCAGCAGCAGCGGCAGCAGCAGCAGCAGCUACUAGCUGGAGAUCUGGCAGCAGUAGGCGGGGAGACGGGGGCGUCCGGGCCUAAAAGGGAAUGGUACGCGACGCCUUCGGCAUUCAGGAAGAGCAGCAGCAGCAGCAGCAGCAGCACCAGCAGCAGCAGCAGCAGCAGCAGCAAAGAGGGCGCGUGUUACUUAGACAUGUUCCGAGAGGCCUUGGCCUCCGACGUGGCUCUUUCUCGCCGGGCCUUAAAGAGACUGGUGGGGUUUGUGGUGCUGCGGGUGGAGGCUUGGAAGUGCUUCAGAGCUGUCAGCAGCAGCUGCUGCCAGCUGCUGCCCCCAGCAGCAGCAGCAGCAGCAGCAGCAGCAGGGUGUGGCGAGGAGAUGAGUGUCAAGAGAGAGGCGGGGCUCGAGGGCCAGACGGAGGUGGAGGAGACAGACCCUCUUUCAGCUCUUUCCUUUUCUGCUCCCAAUGCGCCGCACAGUUCAGCAGCAGCAGCAGCAGCAGCAGCAGCAGCAGCUGGGGAAGGAGGUGACCCCGGCUUCUUGGAGCAGCUGCUGCUCGACGGGGAAGGGAAAGUUGCUGCUGCAGCAGACGCCUUUGAGCGCUGCUUGUUGCUGCUGCAGGAGGUGUCUCUUUCCCCCCUCAGUGCUGCUUCUCGAGUGGACGACUCCGUAGAGGUAACUGCAGCAAAAGCAGCAGCAGCAGCAGCACGGCAGCAGCACAGCUAG